This is a messenger RNA of Diachasma alloeum, 1003 nucleotides long. Its product is annotated as chymotrypsin-2. Gene Ontology annotation, biological process: proteolysis. Gene Ontology annotation, molecular function: serine-type endopeptidase activity. The transcript has 4 exons. The record is from RefSeq and is a predicted model, not a curated record. The coding region runs from base 77 to 868 and encodes 263 amino acids. NCBI's taxonomy places the organism in Eukaryota, Metazoa, Arthropoda, Insecta, Hymenoptera, Braconidae.
CAGGUGCCCACUGGUGCAUUUAAAACUGGCUCGUAGUCGCAUUUUCCUCAGUUCGUCUAGUUCGUUUUUUUAGAUCAUGUUGGGGAAAUUCCGGAUUUUUCGUGUUUUCUGUAUCUUCAUGAUGCUCUGCACCGUCAUUGAAGACGGCAGGGCAAAGCCGCCAGCGAGAAUAAUCGGUGGAGUAAAUGCAUCAAUUGAAGAAUUUCCAUCAUUGGUCUCGAUCCACCGGAAUGGCGUAUAUAUCUGCGGUGGAACCCUCAUCACCAACAAACACGUUUUGACUGCCGGACACUGUGCGGUCUUGCAACUUCCAAAGAGCCGUAUUUAUAACAUGGUAUUAUCUGCACGUGUUUUUACUGUGUACGCAGGAAGCAACAGUAGUAAGAGUUCUGAAAAUUCUCUGAAAGUUGAGGAGGUGCAUGUCCAUGACAACUACACUGGUGACUCCAGUUCAGACUUUCAUGAUGAUAUAGCUAUUCUUACGCUUAAAACUGCUGUCGAAGAGAGUUCUGAAAUAAGACCUAUUGCUUUAGCGUCCAGAAAUACGGAGCCAGGUGAGAUUGGUAUCAUAACAGGUUGGGGAGCUACUACAUUAAACGGACCAUAUUCCUCGACAUUGAAAAAAGCCCUAACGAUGGUCCACGAGAAUGAAGAUUGCUGGACAAUACCAGACACUCAAUUAUGUGCGGUCAUCAGCUACGGAAUUGGAUUCUGUGAUGGUGACAGUGGCGGUCCUCUCGUCAUCAACAAUGAAGUCGUGGGCGUUAUUUCUAAUGCCGAAGGAUGUGGCGAAGGUUUUCCUGACGUUUUCACGAGAGUUUUUAGUUAUCUCACGUGGAUUCGUGAGAUAACGCAUCCUAAGGAGUAAAAUACUGUAUUGAGAUGAGAUUAAAUAAGUGUCCAAUUGUAAUGAGUGUAGCACUGGCGAAGAAUCACAUUCCUUUCGAGUUAAACCUGGCAUUUUGUCUGUAUGAUCAAUAAAAUCUAAGAAAAUCUCCGUGAA